AUGGAGGGAAUCUCUGUGCAUAUUACCGUUGAAUACGCAGAGGCUCUUUCACUGGAACCAGCUUGGUCAAUGGUGACCAGGAUCAAUGACGUUCCAGUCGGCUGCCGUAUUCUAGAUCAAACAAAGGUUGACGGAGAGUGCCUGAUCUGGUGGUCUCCUUUGAUAGGCAUGAGUCCAAACUUUCUCUUCGACCAGGAUUACCAGUCAGCCGAGACAGAGUCUGACGCUGAUCAAUCAAUCGAUUCGUGUCCGCAUCCACCUGACCAGAAGGAUGGCAUGCCACGACAGGAUGUACACCGCCCGGUGCCAUCGAUACCUCUGUCCGCUGCCCUUACGCCAGAGACUCAGUGGUGA
Messenger RNA from Aspergillus luchuensis, 354 nucleotides. RefSeq lists its product as uncharacterized. The transcript has 3 exons. Bases 1 to 354 code for a protein of 117 amino acids. NCBI's taxonomy places the organism in Eukaryota, Fungi, Ascomycota, Eurotiomycetes, Eurotiales, Aspergillaceae. The record is from RefSeq and is a predicted model, not a curated record.